AUGCGGGCCGCGCUCGCCGCGCUCGCGGCCUGCUGCGUGGUAGCGCGCGCUGAGGUGCCCUCCGCGCGUCUCGCCCCGCGCAACACCACCACACAUCAUGUCCUCCAGUGCAGCGAAGGAGUCGUCCUUCCUGUCUGGCUCCCCCUCGAAGAUGUUCCGACCCUUGACAUUGCGAUCCGCGGGACCGUAUACUUCUUGUCGCUGCUGUACCUUUUCAUCGGCGUAUCCAUCGUCUCAGACAGGUUCAUGGCCGCUAUCGAGGUCAUUACGUCCAGGGAAAAAGAGGUGCGCGUACGGCGAAAUGGAAGCGAUCAAAUUAUUGUUGUACGAGUUUGGAACGAGACAGUUGCCAAUUUGACGCUAAUGGCAUUAGGAUCGAGUGCACCUGAGAUUUUACUGUCUGUCAUUGAAAUAGCGGGAAAAAACUUUGAGGCUGGUGACCUGGGCCCCGGUACAAUCGUGGGGUCUGCUGCUUAUAAUUUAUUCGUAAUAAUUGCGAUUUGCGUAUUUGUUAUUCCCGAUGGCGAAGUGCGUAAGAUAAAGCAUCUUAGGGUAUUUCUGGUCACGGCGACUUGGUCUGUUUUUGCCUACGUAUGGUUGUACUUGAUUCUGGCUGUUAUUUCACCGAGCGAAGUAGAAGUAUGGGAAGGUGCCGUCACGUUUCUAUUCUUCCCGGCAACGGUGUUAACGGCUUACAUAGCUGACCGAAGGCUUUUGGUUUAUAAGUACUUGAAAAAGGGCUAUCGUGUGAAUGAACGUGGCGUGAUCGUAGAAGUAGAGGGUGAUGGAUCUGUUGAAAUGGCCCUUAAACCAUGCGAAUUCGGUGAUGAUGAAGAGGGCCGUGAAUUAGAAAAAUCACGCAAAGAAUACGUUACAGUUCUGCGAGAUUUAAGAAAACAGCACCCUGAAGAGGAUUUAGAAACGGUUGAAAGAAUGGCUUUAGAAAGUUUGAUGGCCAAAGGGCCGAAAUCACGUGCUUUUUACAGAGUAGCAGCGACAAGAAAAAUGACCGGUGGUGGAGACUUUUCUCGAAAGAUAUCUGAAAGAGCGCAAAGUGACUUAAGCGAAGUAAAAGCAGAGAUACAGCGUCGGGAGUCGAGUUCUGUAACUGCGGAGCCUAGAGGGCCACACCUUCGUUUUGACCCAGAUCAUUAUACGGUUUUGGAGAACUGUGGAUCAUUCGAGGUCAGAGUAGUCCGCGGGGGAGAUUUAAGUGGAGAAGUGACCGUUCAAUAUACCACAGAAGAUGGCACAGCAGAGGCCGGAUCUGAUUAUGUAGCUGCACAAGGUUCACUUACGUUUGGACAUGGAGAAACUGAGAAAAAGUUUUCUGUCCAAGUCAUAGAUGACGACGUGUUUGAGGAAGACGAGCAUUUCUUUGUACGCCUCAAUACGCCAAAGGGCGCAUGUUUGGCAUCACCGUCUAUGGCUACUAUAGUGAUUUUGGACGAUGAUCAUUCCGGUGUGUUUUCGUUUUCCCAAAGAGACUAUGAGUUGACGGAGUCAGUUGGGACGUAUGAGUUGAAAGUGGUGAGGACGGCUGGGGCGAGAGGUCGAGUGCGUGUCCCGUACAAUACAGAAGAUGGUACGGCGAAGAGCGGUUCCCAGUAUGAAGCCUGUGAAGGACAUCUCAUCUUUGAAAACAAUGAAACUGAGUAA
Leptosia nina is the source of this 1659-nucleotide messenger RNA. The record is from the annotation of a GenBank genome assembly. Lineage: Eukaryota; Metazoa; Arthropoda; Insecta; Lepidoptera; Pieridae.